Numida meleagris (helmeted guineafowl) is the source of this 3973-nucleotide messenger RNA. RefSeq names its product sodium/potassium transporting ATPase interacting 4 (gene NKAIN4). Gene Ontology annotation, biological process: regulation of sodium ion transport. Bases 369 to 1121 code for a protein of 250 amino acids. The record is from RefSeq and is a predicted model, not a curated record. The transcript has 8 exons. Lineage: Eukaryota; Metazoa; Chordata; Aves; Galliformes; Numididae.
GCCCGGGGGGGGGGCCGGGAGCACCCCAGCGGGGCUCGGGGGGCUCAUCCCAAGGGCCCCGGCCUUUCGGGACGGGAGCGUCCGGCGGAGCAUUGCCCUUUUAAGCUGUGGCCCCACUGCCUCCUCCCCGACUCCCGGAGGGGCUCCGGCAGCCGCGACCUCCGUCCCUCCUCCCUCCGCCCUCCCCGCCCGCCUCGCUCCCGGCGGCGGCGAGCGGCAGCUGCGCUCCGUGCUGCGGGCGGGGAGAGCCCCGGGGCUGCGGCGAGCCGGGUUCCCUGUCCCUGCCACCCGUCCCUGCUACCCCUGUCCCUGCCGUCCCUGUCCUUGCUGUCCUUAGCUCGCUGCCUGCCCCGGCGCACUCGGGGACCAUGGGAUGCUGCACCGGUCGCUGCACCUUGAUUUUCCUCUGCACUUUGCAGCUGCUCGCCGCAUUAGAGAGGCAAGUGUUUGAUUUCCUGGGAUACCAGUGGGCUCCUAUCCUAGCCAACUUCCUCCACAUCAUCAUUGUUAUCCUUGGCCUGUUUGGCACCAUUCAGUACAGACCUCGCUACAUAGUGGUGUAUGCCAUCUGGACUGCAGUUUGGGUCACCUGGAACAUUUUCAUCAUCUGUUUUUACUUAGAAGUGGGAGGGCUUUCAAAGGACAGUGAGCUCUUGACGUUUAACAUCUCCCGGCACCAGUCAUGGUGGAGUGAAAAUGGUCCUGGCUGUGUAAGGAAGGAGGCUUCAAUGUCUGGCAUCGCAGGACUGGAUAGCCAUUCCUAUAUCUCUGUGAUAGGCUGUGCCCUGGAGUAUCGGUACAUUGAGGUCAUGCACAGUUCCUUCCAGAUCCUGAUCGCGUGUGAUGUAUGUUUCUGUCAUAUUAGAAAUGAAUGGACUCUACUUUUCCGGGUUCAUCAUGCAUCAUUCUGUCUUCCCAUAGACUGGUGGGUUUUGUCUACGCCUGUUACGUUGUUAGUGUUUUUACAGAAGAAGAAGACAGCUUUGAUUUCAUUGGUGGAUUUGAUCCAUUUCCUCUCUACCAUGUCAAUGAAAAACCCACCAACCUUUUGUUCAAGCAGACAUACCUGUCAAUUUCUCCAGCAGGUUUUUCAGGUAUGGAAGGAAGGAAUAAGUUGCUGAACACCAGAAAGGGUGAAACUGUCUCUCCUCAGCUCCUGCUUGCAAGGGUGAAGCUUGUGUUGCUAUGCUCAGCUUAUGACCGUGCAGUUUGAAGGGACACAAUUGUGCUAGCUGUAGGAUGUUACUAUAAGGAAACUAGUGGAUGGAUUUUUCUUUGAAGAAAGCAAAGAGAGACUUUAGCAACGAGUGCUGCCUGAGCAGGUACAGGUAGGAGCCAUGAGGAGGGAAGAGUCAGCCUCAGUGAAUGCUGAGAAUAAGUCAUAGCAAUAGCAGAAUAUGAUUCUCAGUCUUAAAGCUGAAUUAUGGUAUGUCAGGUCAAGCCUGAAUUACAGGGAUAAAAUAUAUGCAGUUGCUAGUUAUUUAAGCCAUACCUUAUCUCUGUGGGCAGUUACAGCUGAACUCAGACCUAUGCAUCAAUGCAGUCUUGGCCAUGUCUCUGCAAUCCUUCCAUAAUCUUCUCAUAAGGGCACCAUUAAAUUUGACUCUGUCUUGCCUGCAGAGUCUCCCUGUAUCUGUCUGCACUUCUAGAGAUCUUGUGAGUUAUGAAACUAUCACAUCACCAAAUAAAAAUGAGUGUUAGACAGUUUGUACGCAGGACACGUUUGCUAUUAAGGUUUCAACUUAGUUGGAAUUCUGUUGCCUAGAAGAACAGUAACUUGUAUGCACGUGGCAUCCCAAGAGUUUAGUAGUGAGGGGGAAACAGGAAGGGCAGUCAUCCUAGCAGCUCCUCUUACACCAACAUGUUAGACAUUAAAUUCCAGCUUCUGCCCUCUGCUAAUCCCCUUCUGCUGCUGAAUGCACAAGAGCAUGCUUUCAUGCAGUCCACUUGAAAGCUGGUUAUUAAUGAGAUUCUCAAACAUAAAGGCCAGUAUUAUCUGCUUAAAGCAGCAAUGAGAUCUGAACUUCUGAUGCUUCUUACACCAAGCCGCAAGAAGGCAAUUCAAUGUGCAGAAAUUUUUAAAAGCAACCGCUAAGGGAGGUUGGUUUUGGGGAAUAAUGUUACCAGAGAGCUCUUUGAAAAAGUGUGAGGAUAGAAGAGAAAAUUGGGGUAGAGAGAAGAAAAACUACCUCAAAAUAGAUUUGUAGAUGUGGCCUUGUAAUGUAGUAAAAACUUACUUCACACUUUGUCACUGCAGCGCAAAACCAGGAGAACAAGUCAUUUCUGCAAAGCAGCUAAAUUCCCUAUAACUUUGAGGGUACAAUAGUAUUAUUAGCAAGGAUGCUACAGGAGAUUAAAUAUUGAUUUAUCUCUCAUUUUGUCACAGUGAGAUGGGAUUUUCCACAGUCAGCAGAAGCUUUGGAACUUCUUUAGGCAGCUCCAUGAUUUGUUAGCUUGACACAGUGGUGUAUUUUUAUAGUAUGACGUUUGGGUUGCUUUUGUCUUAAAAUGACAAUUAUGUUUGUUAAAAAAGCUUCUACAUAUACAUGAAGAUUUGUGUAUGGGAAGAUUGUAAUCCCCAUUGAGGAAACUAGAAAUGCAAAACUUCCUUAAAAGGGUCUUAAGUAAGCUACUAAUAAUUCUGUUCUUCAUUUCUGUUCUUCAGACCAUCACUCACAUACUGAUAGCUUCUGCCAGCACAGUAUAAUAUUUCUUUCUGGCUAACUGGAGGUGAAAACAACUGCUGAGGAGUAGAUAAGGUGACCCUCUAUAAAUUUCAUAACAGCCACCAAAUACUAAUUUUUAUUUAUUCCAGGCUAGCUCUUGCCUCUCUUCCAUAUGCAGGAGGGGGAGUAGGAGUGGAUAAUUGAUUUUCAACUAGUGAUGAGGGGGAGUUUUGCAGUAUGGGGCACUGAGGGCCGAAGGCCCUUGUCAUUUAAUAUAGUGACCAAAGACAUUUUAUAUCUUUCCAACAAGAUGCAAAACAACAAAUACAUCCAACUUCUUUCAAGUUGAAACUUCUAGAGCAGACAAGGGCAAGGAACACAUGCUUUCCAUUCUUUUUUUCCUUUUUUUUUGUUGACGGAAGCCCUGCAUGAAUCCAGAUUCGUUCUACAGCUACUGACUGAGCUAACUGGAGCUGUGAACUUAAGUUUCAUUUUAGGAUGAAAUUUGUCAGUAGGCAGCUUCUCCCCAGAAAUGGUCCUGUUGCCACAGUUCUUAAACAGGAUCACUUUCAUUCAUCCCUUGUCCAAUGGGAUUAUCAUCUUCGCACCAGUUUUACCUAUCCUUUUCUGACAAGAUCACAUUCCUUCUUCUUCUGACUCUGCCCUUUUCCUUGUCCUGGCUAACCUAUUUCUCUAGUCUCUUAUCUCUCCAAAUCUAUGGAUUUCCACAGAUGUGAAGGCCCCACAGAACAAUGACAGUGACCUAUUCUGCUAUGCAUAGCUUAAGUAUGAGACCAACCCCCCCAUAGUUUCUGUAAUGAGUAUACAGCCUAUGAGUUACAUAACUUUUAAAUAUACUCUCAAAGUUAUUAAAUGUAGACUGUUAUGUUAAUCUACUUCAGUGAUUAGCAGCUACUAAAUUCAGUAUUGGAGACAUGUACCCUAUUUCAAGCCUUCAGCUUCUACCCACUGCACUGAAAGAGAUUUUUAAAUACUUUUGCCUUGUAUUGAAAAACACCCCCCAAAACUAUAACUGGUAACUGGGCUGUGGUCUGGAAGUAUCUCUUAUCAGCCUGCUUUAUCUCUGACUCUACUACUGAACGUGACUUCAGUUCAGUUGCAAGGCUCCAGUUUAUGGAAAACCAAGCAAGUGGUCAAAGCCAGCUGUUAUUUUUACUGAAAAAAAACCUCAAACAAUCACUGAUGGUUUUGUACUACUGCUUACAAAGGCAUGAUUUAAAUAUGCUUCAUCUUACUUAGCCUUUCCACCACUCAGAGGGCAACAGUGAUGUUCUAUAAAUACAGCU